UAAACAAUUAGUUUAACAAAUCAAAGAGACAGUAAUAUAUAGUCAACGCGACAAAAUAUAUAGUCAUCGGAGUUUUCGUCACGCUGGGUUUUGCCUUGGAAAUUACGUCGAAAUUAAGACGGCUUAAUAUUCAAAUCAUAUAAAGAAACAUAUUCCAAUUUAACAUAAUAUCAAUGGCAAGUGACCAAGACUUUUGUGAAUGUAGACCUUUGGGUUUCUUCAUUGGAUUACCCUUUGCUCUAUUAUCAUUAAUUUUAUCUCUUAUAGGAGCAAUUAUUUGGAUUAUCGGGUCAAUAUUGAGUUGCUGCUGUCCUUGUUGCAUAUGCUGCACAGGAUUGCUCAAUGUUGCUGUAUGUUUGAUAAAGCUUCCAGUUCGAAUUCUUAGAUGGUUUGUUAACAAAAUUCCUUGUUAGAGGAUAAGUACUAUUAAUUUGUAGCAUAAAUCCUUUUUUUUUCUUUCUUUCUAUAUUAUUGUAUUCCAAUUUGGAAUUAGUUUUGUGGGAAUUUCUCAAUUGAAACAAAUAGUAUAGUUUAGUUGUUAUGUAUAGAGAAGUUACAUAUAAAGAGCUUCUCAUUGUAGAAUUAUUUCUAUUUUAUUCAUUAAAAAUAUAGUUAACACUAGUGUAAAAGCUCUUUUUGGGGUUUUUUUUUGUUGUUGAUAAAAGUUAAUUAAUUGCAAUAUUCAAUUCCUAACUGUCUAUUAUUUUUGGUUCAUUUCUAUUUAUAUCUAAAGAAAAUAGAAAAUCUGUUUCUAGAACCCAAAUUCCUUUAAACUCCAACUAAACUGAUAAUUAAUUUUUUUUGAUCAAAAACUGAUAAUUAAUAGACUAGAUGUAAGUUUUUGUUUGAACUUCAAUAAAUUAGUUUUUACGAAUUUGUACUAUCUUAAAAUAUGAAAAUAUAUAAGUAUCUUGAAGCCUGAACUUUUUUUGCAAGACAUUCUCUUGCAUUUGAUUAUGUCCUUGUAUACAGGGUGUAUGUAUGUGUGUGACUUAAUUAUGACAACUUUUCUUAAAGAAAUUUGUAUAUACCCUAUAUACAGGGUGCAUGUAUGUGUCAUUUUAAUAGGAUGCAUGUAUGUGUCAUUUUCCUCUAAAAAAAUGUAUGUAUCAUUUUAAAUUCCGCAAUUGAGAGGUUGCUUAUUAUCUUACAUAAUGUAGCACAUUUAUUUACCUUUGUUUUACUGGAAAAUGGUACAAACAUGAGGCCCUUUUGUUGAGCUUGGGAGGUUAACUUCGUUGGAGUAAGCUGCCAAAGUCCUUUUAAUUAGGUUUUGAAGUCAGCAUGUCAAAGUCCUCUCAUUCAAGUUGAAGAACUAAGUUGGGACCUUCCUUUACUUAGGUUCUGAAGUUAAUUUUUGAGGCACC
Molecule: messenger RNA, 1367 nt
Organism: Medicago truncatula (barrel medic)
Lineage: Eukaryota; Viridiplantae; Streptophyta; Magnoliopsida; Fabales; Fabaceae
Product: signaling peptide TAXIMIN 2
Exons: 3
Coding region: 174-413 (79 amino acids)
Source: RefSeq, a predicted model, not a curated record